CAACAAGGCAUAAGCCUGUGAAAUUUGGCUGAAUCAGAAAUGCGUGGUGUGGCUCUUGUGCAAGUCGUCAAACAAGUUCAACGUUGCAAGAAAGAAGCAAAGCCUAAAGGUAGUAGGAGAGCAAAAACCAAAGCAUAAUCUUUGCGGGUUCAAGCCUAAAGCCUAAAGGCAUUCGGGAGUUGAGACACAUAACCGUCUUCUUUCUAAGUAUUUUUCUUUUUCUUUGCCUUUUCCUUCAUAAAUACAAAAGUUGUGGACAACUAGUCUCUUUUGUUUCAUUUUCUUCCCAUAUCCUGUACAAGGUAUUCCUUUUCAAAAAGUGGUACCCAAAGUGAUUAGACCUGAAGACCUAAAUGCCCCUUUAAAAAAUUGUUAUCAAUUUUGCUUUACUACCUUUCAUGGAUCCAAGGCAAAGAACAAAAACUUGUGGGGUUGCAUGACAAAAGCUGCAUCGUGCAGCCAAUUUUUUCAACACGUAUAUCUUUACUCGAGGCAAUCCCCUUUCCUUUUCAUAUAUUAGAAAUUUUCUAUUUUUGAGAGUCUUUUUCAUUAUUAGAUCUCAAAACAAUACCCCAUAUAGGUCUUCACAGAACAAUUCUCCAAACAAAAUGGCGUUAAGCAACAAUGUCAUCGGUGCAAUCAACUUUGUUGCUAUGCUGCUCUCAAUUCCAAUCAUUGGUGCAGGAAUCUGGCUUGCAAAUCAACCAGACAAUUCUUGCGUGAAGAUUUUGCAAUGGCCUGUUAUAGUUUUGGGGGUCUUAAUCUUGGUUGUAGCUAUCGCAGGCUUUAUAGGAGGGUUCUGGCGCAUCCCCUGGCUCCUUAUCGCCUACCUUGUCGGCAUGCUCAUCCUCAUCAUAUUACUUGCAUGCUUGGUUGUUUUCAUCUAUAUGGUUACCAUUAGAGGUUCAGGCCACCUUGCACCUAGUCGCGCGUACUUGGAAUAUCAUCUGGAAGAUUUUUCAGGCUGGCUUCAACGAAGAGUCAGAAGUUCUUACAAGUGGGAAAGGAUAAAAGUCUGUCUCAGCUCGACAGAGAUGUGUGCCCAGUUGAACCAGAGUUAUACAAUGGCUAUAGAUUUCUUUAAUGCUCAUCUAACUCCUAUAGAGUCUGGAUGCUGUAAGCCACCUACUGAAUGUGGAUACACGUUCGUAAAUCCAACAAACUGGAUCAGCCCCAUCAACAACAUUGCAGACCCGGAUUGCAUACAGUGGAACAAUGACCAAACCCAACUCUGCUACAACUGUAAUUCGUGCAAAGCAGGAUUACUUGCAAAUCUGAAGGAAGAAUGGAGAAAAGCCGAUAUAAUACUGCUUAUAACUCUUAUUGCUUUGAUAUGUGUAUAUUUGAUAGGGUGUUGUGCCUUUAGGAAUGCCAAAACUGAGGACAUAUUUAGAAAAUACAAACAAGGUUAUACGUGAGGAUUCUAUGUGUAACCUGAUCGUGGGGCAAGUGGGGUUGGUUUGAAUGGAGUUUUUGAUUUUAUGACUUUGUAUAAGCAGAUUCUUUCCUUGUUUACAUUUGGUUGAAAAUGUGUGUUGGUA
Theobroma umbraticum is the source of this 1541-nucleotide messenger RNA. Its product is annotated as protein TORNADO 2-like. Gene Ontology annotation, cellular component: membrane. The record is from RefSeq and is a predicted model, not a curated record. NCBI's taxonomy places the organism in Eukaryota, Viridiplantae, Streptophyta, Magnoliopsida, Malvales, Malvaceae. Gene Ontology annotation, biological process: auxin-activated signaling pathway.